GAUCCUCACAUGAAAAAUGCAUCAAUCACCUGCCUAAAUACAGCACACAAUCUGCCCUUUAUGCAGCUUAUAAUGAAGGGUUUUUGAACAUUUCAAAUAUUAUCAUUUCACUAUGUCUGCUAAAGGUUCUUGGCCUUCUUACAAUCUACGAAGUUUUCUGGAACUAAUUAAUCGUUGCAGAGCCAGCUCCAGCAAUGUUUCUCACAGCUGCGGGUCUGGUUCUCCAGUGUCGAAGAUCGGCCAAGGUUUAUCGAUGCACCAAGGAUUACAGUUAAUCGUUGCCAAUAGCAAUAAAUGGAGACGAUCUCAUUUCAAAAUAACGAAGAGCGACAAGGUUGUACCACCAGUUCCAAAUCCUCCUGGAAGCAACUCCCCCACUUGGGCAAAAUGGAUCUUGGGAUCUAUACUAUCCGUCUUCCUGCCUUUUUGGAAGCAAAAAAGGGAGGAGCUGAAUAGGAUAGAAGGAGUGGCGGAAAUUAUUGUAGACGAGGUUGAACAUGUAGCUGAGGAGAUAGAAAAGGUGGCAACAGUGGCGGAGAAGGUAUCAGAGGAGGUGGCAGAAGUGCUGCCUGAAAACGGAAAACUGAAGGAAACAGCUUUGUUGAUAGAACACGUUUCGAAAGCAACUGCACAUGAUGCUAAACUAACUCAAGACUUUAUUCACAAGAUAAAACAUGCAGGUGGAUGCUCAGCAUGACAUUGAUGACUUGAAGAUAAUGGUUGACCCUGUAAUUGAAAAGAUUGUGCAGCAAAACUCCCGAGGAAAGUAAAAAGGGAGAGAGAAUCAGUUGCCACUAUUAACACAAGCAAAAGCAUAUGUUUCUUUGCAUUAAGAAAUGAAUCUAUAUGGACCUCCUCCAGUUCUCUGUAAUUAUGCAAUCAUUCAUAUUUGAGAAUGCUUAUCAGAGAUAAUGUUAAUUUCAUUAUAAAACAAAGGUGCCUGAACAGAGCAAAUAGCAAUAGAA
Molecule: messenger RNA, 965 nt
Organism: Populus euphratica (Euphrates poplar)
Lineage: Eukaryota; Viridiplantae; Streptophyta; Magnoliopsida; Malpighiales; Salicaceae
Exons: 5
Coding region: 113-697 (194 amino acids)
Source: RefSeq, a predicted model, not a curated record